CCAUCUCAGCCAUUAUCACCAUUGCUUCCCAUAAUGGCAUUGAACGAGCAAUGUUUGGUUACCUAUGAUACUCGAGAUCACAUUCUAGAUGAAAAGGAAAGUCUCUGCCCUCUCAUCAGCAAAUAUCCCUUUGUUUCAGUGUUGAUUUGCAGUCUAGGAACAUUGGACCAACUUCCUCUGGAAGCUCUUAAUAUGGUACUACUACAAUUCGACGUACACUCACUGAUGACGAGCUUUGGAUAUUUCAACCGGCGAGCCAGACAGCUCGUACCCUUGAUUCCUGAAUACUCAAAGAUCACGUUGCGCUCUCCUGUCACAAUCAGGGCAAUCCGCAGCAUCGGCACUGGGGCUUCGCUUUCCCUACAAACACUCUGGGACAAGCUCCAUACGGCUAAAUGCAAAACCUGCGGUGACUUUGGUGAAUACCUGUACCUGAUUACAUGCCGCCGUGUUUGCUUUGAUUACUUCACUAAUCGCACCGACUACCUUCCAUUCGUACAAGCCAAUGUUCUACGAAUAUUUGAACUCCAUCAGAAGCACCUGGCAGCUAUAUCAUCCAUGAAGAGUGUUCCAGGUUGCUAUUCGACAAGUGAGCGCAGACGCCGUAGUCGCUUUACUCUAUUUGAUUACAACGCUGGGAUGCAAACUGGACUUGCCAUACACGGGAGCCUCGGCGCAAUGAACCAGCACGCCCUGGGGACGUGGAGCAAAAAAGCGACCCAAUCCCGGUGCCGAAAAACUAUAAACUGGUAUGGGUCUGAUUUAUCUACUCGGAAUCUGAAGCGCUUUAUGGGGAUCGCCCGGGCCGGGGUUCUAAACGCCCGUACAGGAGUCCCAGAAUGGGGUUUGCAUUGUUCUGCAUGCAGAUAUCACUGGUUCAAUUCUCGACGUUGCAUUGGUACCUUUAAUUGGCGUCGAAAGCUCACCAGGGAGAGCUUUGAGGAUCAUACUAGAUAAUAUGGUGAGAUUAUAGACGGAAAGCACAGUGGAUUUACGGAGUUACAGGGUAUUCCCCGCUGAACGAAUGGAAGCUAUCUGCAUUUUGAGAACCAGCUACCCUAUGGUAAUGAAUAGGACUAUCUUAAAAUCAUAAAUUAUUAACUCAGUUAAAGACUAUUAAAUUAGUUAAUCUUAAUGUCAAUACUAG
Molecule: messenger RNA, 1147 nt
Organism: Aspergillus glaucus CBS 516.65
Lineage: Eukaryota; Fungi; Ascomycota; Eurotiomycetes; Eurotiales; Aspergillaceae
Exons: 1
Coding region: 34-957 (307 amino acids)
Molecular function (GO): protein binding
Source: RefSeq, a predicted model, not a curated record